AUGUCGCCUCGUGUCGCCCUAUUUCUGUCCCUACUCCUCGUCGUCACGAUCGUAUCGGCCACACCAUACUCGCCGGCCUACGAAUACGGCUUCGACACGAGGAAGCUAGUCAAACGCCAGGCACAACAACCCAUUGUUGUCGCUAAAUUGCCCGCUGUCAACGGAACUGUCCCUGUUCGGCAGGAGAUCCGGCAGAUGAAGCAGAACCCUUUCAAAUGGAACCUGUUCCUCCUUGCGUCCAGCAUGUUACAGUACACGGAUCAGAAAGAGGAACUAUCAUGGUACCAGAUCGCAGACCCUGUGGAAAGUGUCUUGUAUCAAGCCGCUGCCACCGACUUCCGUAUCCCAUACUGGGACUGGGCUACGCCGCCGCCGUCUGGAGAGAUGACCUACUUACCCGAGUUCGAAGAGCCCGGGAUCCAAGUGUACGGCCCCAAAGGGUGGCAGUUCAUUGCGAACCCGCUUCAUAGUUACAAGUUUCGGCCGCUUGACCCAGACGUCUUUUCUGAAGGCGAUCACAAGUUUCCGCGUUGGACAGAAACGAUGCGAGCACCCUUCGAGACGUCAGACAACCAGAGCGUUGCGCACGCAAUCGAGCAUGCCAGACCGGCGCUUCAGCAACGGCUCUACACACUCCUGUCGAACUACAAGGACUACGGACCCUUCAGCAACAAGUACUGGGGUACCGCAACAAACCAAUCCCAAUACGACUCUGUAGAGUCGCUACACGACGCCAUGCAUGUUCUAGUCGGCAACCGCGGCCAUCUCUUCUAUAUACAAUACUCGGCGUUCGAUCCUGUUUUCUUUCUGCAUCAUACCAUGGCAGAUAGAAUUGUUGCAAUGUGGCAAGUCUUGUACCCGAGGUCAUGGGUGUCCCCUCAAGUCGCAAUGGAACACUCUUUCACGAUGCCGCCAGGAUACGUUCAAGACAUGUUUACAGAACUCAAGCCUUUUUACUCAGAUGUCAACGGCACUUUCUGGAAUUCAGCAAUGGCAAGGGAUACCUUGGCCUUCGGAUACUCGUACGCCGAGACCAACUCCAGCCCUGGGAACGAUCCCGCCGAAGACCGGGCGCGCCUAAUAGAAACCAUCAACCGGCUGUACGGUUCAUCCAGUCCCUCCGGUUUUGCCCAGAAGCGAAGGAGAUCCGCGACGAUGAGGGAUCGGGGUACCCUUGGGCGUGUUCGGAAAGGGACGGUUUCAAGUAGCCAUGUGAUGGAUUUUUCCCAUGAUCCGGACUUCGUUGCCAAGGUGGUCGCGGAAGACAACAUAUACACCGAAUGGGUCGCCAAUGUGCGCGUCCUGAAUGGGGCGCUGGACGGCUCAUUUGUUGUCCAUUUCUUCCUCGGCGAAGUACCCAAAGACACGGAUUCAUGGAUGACCGCACCAAAUCUGGUGGGGUCGAUGCCGGUGUUUGCAAUGAAAAACAUGGGCUCGGGUAACCAUGCGUCCGGUACUGUCCCUCUGACGUCGGCUUUGAUGCACUUGGUGUCGGCGGGAGUCAUCUCCGGGCUUGAUCCGGAGCAAACUGGACCUUACCUCGAAGAGUACCUCCAAGUUCGUGUUGUUCGAGAGGAUGGAACUGAGAAAUCUGUGAACACCAUUGACAGCUUACACGUUCAAGUCGCAAGCUCGCAAGUCCGGGCAGCGAGGAACCAGUGGGAGCUCCCAAGUUGGGGUACCGUAGUGGAGAGGUUCGUGUUGCAACAAGGUCAAGUGCGUCCUUACAAGCAUGAUAUGACUGGGUGA
Colletotrichum spaethianum is the source of this 1749-nucleotide messenger RNA. RefSeq names its product tyrosinase. Bases 1 to 1749 code for a protein of 582 amino acids. Lineage: Eukaryota; Fungi; Ascomycota; Sordariomycetes; Glomerellales; Glomerellaceae. Gene Ontology annotation, molecular function: oxidoreductase activity. The record is from RefSeq and is a predicted model, not a curated record. The transcript has 3 exons.